AUGCAGCACAUCUCCGACUCAAAAUCACAUCUGAGCAUGCCCCGGUCCCCUCCAGCAGCUGACUCAUACCAGCAGGGCUGCAUCAGGAUGACCCUGGAGAAUGCUGAUCUCUGGAAGUCCUUUCACAACAUUGGGACAGAGAUGAUUAUAACAAAACAUGGAAGGAGAAUGUUUCCACACUGCACCAUCAGUCUCUCUGGGCUCCAACCUUUUGCCAAUUACGUCAUCAUGAUGGAUAUGGUCCCUGCAGACAGCUUCAAAUACAAGUGGAAAAAGGAGCAGUGGGAGGUCGCGGGGAAGGCAGAGCCCCAGCCCCCGUGUCGGACAUACAUGCACCCAGACUCCCCUGCCCCAGGAAGUCACUGGAUGAAGAAGCCGCUCUCUUUUCUUAAGAUGAAGCUCACCAACAACACUUUGGAUCAGCACGGCCAUAUCAUCCUGCACUCCAUGCACCGCUACUACCCCAGGUUCCACGUCACCCAGACAGACAGUCCUUACACUGUCCGCUGGGGCCCCUUUCAGACCUUCUCCUUCCCAGAGAUGACCUUCACUGCAGUGACAGCUUACCAAAACCCAAAGAUCACCAAAUUGAAGAUCGACCACAACCCCUUCGCCAAGGGCUUCAGGGAGGGAGGAACCCAUUCACACAGCAAAAGGUGUCGUUCAAAUCGAAGCCCUCCUGCAAAAAGAGCCGCACUGGACAGGAAAGCUCUCUGCGACAGUCCUCUAGGCCUGCAGAGGAUGCCCUCCACCUCUCAGUCAGUGGAGUCAGGGAAGGCUCAAGCUUCCACGCAGCAGCUCUUGAAGGGGGGUGACCUUUCAGCGUAUGCUGCGGAGCAGGACCCAUCUGAGAGUCUACACGCUGAGCCCCUGGAGCUGCAGGAGUAUGACUACAGCUGUGAAGAACAGAUGGUGCCUGCAUCCAUGCCGUACCAGCCCUACAGAUCUCUGGAGUACACCAGAUACCCACUGCCUUCCAGUGACGUAGACGCAGCGCACACCCUCGUCCACCCUCCACCCCACCCACUCGCCACAGCUGAACACAACCCCCAACAACACGGCUAUUACCACCACCCUCACCACCACAGCCAUGCAGCAGACUGGAGCCAGUACCCGCUAUUCUCCUACUCCUGCUGGUGAACUUUGACCCUUUGCAAUAGUGACGUUGAUGGAGGAUAAAAACCACUAAAGCCUUGAAGGAAUGCUGUUAUUAUGAGUGGACCAGUAAAGGACAGACGGGCCACUCCAGUUUGUGUUAUAAGUGUAUAAAAUUGUACUUAUAUUUCUUUCUUUAUAAGAGUUUGUACUGUAAGUGAGGAUCACAAAAAUAUUCAUCUGAAGUGGAGGCUCAUGUUUUCCUGUCUUUUUAUAUUCCUGAUCACACAUAUAAUUCAGUCUGGACUUGCACAGAUGGUUGUGUUAAAGUAGAUACGUUAUGUGUUUUGAGAUGCAAUACAUAUAUUGAGCUGUAUCUACUCAGCUGGGAAAUAAGUGUGAAAUUUAUUCUGCAGGUGGGAUGACAAGAUACCCAUCUGUUAUCUGGUAGCAAUGUUUUUUUUUAAAAAGCUCAUAAGGCUUUCUUCUUACAUGGAUUUUGUGCUCAUCUACAGCUGACAGCUGGACUUGCUUUAAAAACAAUAUAAUAUAAAAAUUCCCAAAAUCUAAUGCAUAAGAAAUGUACUUUAUUCAACAACAAACUCUGGAAAAUCUAUAGUUGUAGAGUCAGAUCACACAAGUCACUGUGUCAGGAUCAGUACUGCGUCAAAAAAAUGACAAAAUUGUGAAUUUGCGUUUUAACUGCUGAGGAAAGUUUUAUCACAAUAAAUCGAGAUGAACAACAAUGAACUAAACUGUGUGGCAUUCAGGAAUUCUUUUAGCUAAUUUGAUCAGAAUUAAGGACAUGCAGCUAAUCUGAAUCUUAAUGAGAUGAAUUGUGCUGGAGACCAUUGAUCCAAAUUCAAAAACAAGACUUGUGCAUCGGUGCA
Messenger RNA from Centropristis striata (black sea bass), 1985 nucleotides. RefSeq names its product T-box-containing protein TBX6L-like. The record is from RefSeq and is a predicted model, not a curated record. NCBI's taxonomy places the organism in Eukaryota, Metazoa, Chordata, Actinopteri, Perciformes, Serranidae. Gene Ontology annotation, biological process: regulation of transcription by RNA polymerase II; positive regulation of DNA-templated transcription; cell fate specification. The transcript has 9 exons. Gene Ontology annotation, molecular function: DNA-binding transcription factor activity, RNA polymerase II-specific; RNA polymerase II cis-regulatory region sequence-specific DNA binding. The coding region runs from base 1 to 1140 and encodes 379 amino acids. Gene Ontology annotation, cellular component: nucleus.